CCUCAGACCCAGACAGCUAGCCUAUCACUGAAGACGAGGUUGUUGCUCACAUCCAGGAUAAAGUGACCACCAUGCCCGUCUACCAAUAUCAGACACUCAAGCCGGGCUACAUCCGACUCAUCGAGUUGCUGCCAGGCCGAGCUGACGACGCUCUAGCCGGCGAGCUCAUUGAAGUCUUCCUCCACGAGUACGAAUCCGAUUCGACGAGCAGCAGCAAUGGCGCGUGUCGCUCAUUCGAGGCGCUUUCAUACGUUUGGGGCAGCGACGCAAAACCACACAACCUCAUCUCGUCGAGCGGCGGGGGUGCUCUACUGCCCAUGACGGCAUCGCUCCACGGCUUCCUAGUCCGGUUGCGAUAUUCUGACCGGCAACGCCUGGUCUGGGCCGACGGCAUCUGCAUCAACCAGAACGACACGCGGGAGAAGGAACAGCAGGUUGGUCUCAUGGCUAGGAUCUACCGCAGUGCCAGCAGAGUUGUCGCGGACCUAGGUGGCGAGGCCCCAUCGCCUGCCGACAGUGAGCAACUCGGCCGCUUCAUCGACGGGUGCUUGCGCUCUUUGACCGGCCGUGGUUUACGAGGUUAUGGAUCGUCCAAGAAGCACACAGGCGCUCAAACCAGUCCGACUACCGUUGGAAACGCUAGCGUGAUCUUCCGUUCCGUUUUGUGA
Messenger RNA from Microdochium trichocladiopsis, 668 nucleotides. Its product is annotated as heterokaryon incompatibility protein-domain-containing protein. Lineage: Eukaryota; Fungi; Ascomycota; Sordariomycetes; Xylariales; Microdochiaceae. The record is from RefSeq and is a predicted model, not a curated record. Bases 72 to 668 code for a protein of 198 amino acids. The transcript is spliced from 2 exons.